Molecule: messenger RNA, 765 nt
Organism: Benincasa hispida (wax gourd)
Lineage: Eukaryota; Viridiplantae; Streptophyta; Magnoliopsida; Cucurbitales; Cucurbitaceae
Source: RefSeq, a predicted model, not a curated record
ACACAUUAUCCAGAAGAAGAAGAAGAGGAGGAGGAGGAAGAAGAUGAUUGGAUUUUCGAAAGCAGAGAAGAGCAGAGUCAAAAUCAAAUCCUAAACUCCAGAAUGAUAAGAAGCCAUGUAAGAGGUCCAUUUCCACAAAUUCCACCACCCCUACGACAUCCAAAUUCGAACAUCGCCGUCCUCCGAUUCACCGCCCCGCUCGCCCUAACCAGAGCCACUUGCCGGAUCGCAACCACUGCGGCGGCGAUUCUAGCAGCUGCAGCCCUGAUUUCUUCGCCGGCACCGUCUGCAGCAACCGAAAGCAGCACCAGCAUAUCGGAACAACAAGAAGAAAGUACUACGCUAUCAAACAUUCCGCAGACGCUUUCCGGCGAGUGCGAGCAGCCGAGCGACUGCAAGAAGGCGAGAAUUCAACGGCCGAAGUCGAGGAAGGCGGAAUCGUGCACGAUCAAGUGCGUCGGAACUUGCAUUCGAGGCGGCGAUGGAUCUCCCGGAGAAGGUCCUUUGAAUAUCAGGAGACCGAUAAUUGUUUUCAAGCAAGGGUUUCGAAGUCGUCAAUACUGUUUGGUGGAAUGUUCAGAUAUUUGCAAUUUGAUCGGCGAUGGUGAUGAUGGACCUUGAGAAACACUUUUUUUUUUUUGGUUGUUUUAACAUUUCAUUUCUGCUAUUUAAUUACUUUCAUUACAACUUUAAAUUCGUUUAUUUCAUUCAUAAAAUAAGUUUUUAAUUGAAUUUUUUUUAAUGAAUAGCUCCUUUCUUCUAAAA